UACGGCGGACGUUAGUCACGCUUGGUGGCGUUCUGACCUUGGUUGCGGCGGUGGAAGAAUAUUGAGAGUGUGCUCCGGCUGUUGUAGGAAGAGGAGACCCUGAGCAGCUGACGUCUCUUCCGCUGACCUAGCAACGCCUGUACGCGUCUCCUCCGUCGCUCCUGCCGCACAACACCACCUGUCGUACCCACAGCAGCGCGCACACACACCCAGCACCAUGCCCGGAGAAACCGCGGAGACUGCCCCGGCGGAAAACGCCACUAGCCAACCCGAUGAGCCCGAGAAGCCUGCCGCGGACGGGGAGGCGACCAAGGCGGCGGAGGAUGCGGCACCUGAGCCCGAGGCGCCGCCCGAGAAGGAGGUGCGCACCGUGGUGCUCUCCGGCUACGGCGGCAUCAACAAGGUGAAAGUCAUGCGACGUUCGGAGCCGAAGCCCGCAGAAGGAGAGAUCUUGGUGAGAGUUAAGGCGUGCGGUCUGAACUUCCUGGACCUGAUGGUUCGCCAGGGGAACUUGGAGAACCCGCCCAAGUGUCCGGCCGUCAUGGGGUACGAGUGCGCAGGCGUGGUGGAGGCUCUGGGGGAAGGCGUCACCGGAUUUGAGGUGGGGGCCCAUGUGCUCGCCCUGUCAAACCUUGGCGCCUGGUGCGAGCUGGUGGCGGUGCCGGCCAAACACUGCUUCCAGAUCCCGAUGAGAAUGAGUUUUGAGGACGCCGCUGCCUUCCCCAUCAACUUCCUCACCGCCUACAUCAUGCUGUUCGAGAUCGGCAACCUGAAGAAGGGCAAGUCCGUCCUGGUCCACUCCGCAGGGGGAGGGGUGGGCCUGGCGGUGGCGCAGCUGUGUAAGACGGUGGAGAACGUGACGGUGUUCGGUACGGCCUCCCCACACAAACACGACACCAUCAAGGACCACUUCGACCAUCUAUUCCUCAGCGGCAGUGACUACACGGCAGAAAUAAGGAAACUCUCUCCGUCUGGUGUGGAUAUUGUGUUGGACUGUCUGUGUGGGGACGAUACAAACAAGGGGAUCGCGCUGCUGAAGCCCAUGGGGAAGUACGUGCUGUACGGCUCCUCCAACAUCGUCACCGGGGAGACCAGAAGCUUCUUCAGCUCCGCCAAGGCCUGGUGGCAGGUUGACAAAGUGAACCCGGUGAAGCUGUACGAUGAGAACAAGACUAUCGGCGGGUUCCAGCUGCUGCGGCUGCUGUACGACCAGGACCAGCACGAGCUGAUCCGGGAGACCAUGGCCACCCUGCUGGACAUGUUCUCUAACGACAGGAUCAAACCGGUCAUCGACUCGUGCUGGGCGUUCGAAGAGGUAGGGGAGGCCAUGCAGAAGAUGCACGAUCACCAGAACAUAGGCAAGCUGAUCCUGGACCCAGGCAUGGACAAGACACACAAGACUCCAGCCGAGACCCCGGACACCAGUGACGCAGACGAGGUGAAAGGUCAGCAGAACGAGGAGACGCCCCCUGCCGAGGCCGCAGCCAAGGAAUAGAUCAGGACGAGAAACAGUUCAGAAAGAACAACGCAUAUCUUUGUCGGGCUCCUCUGGACAACAGUCUACAGAUCUGUGCCAGCUAUACCCUAUCGUUACCCUAGAAAACAAACGCUGAACGAACGCAGAAAAAAACUGUUAACCAUAUCUAAACCGGUUCCAUAUCUAUCAGAUUUAACGUAUAUUUACGUACAUAUCGUGCAGCUCGAGUAUUUGUGCAAGACUUUUGUGUAGAUAUUGUGUUCUUCAGGUGGAAAACUGUUAUUGUUGUAAGUUAGAUGGGUAGCUGUUAGCAAUUAAAGAUAUAUAUGUGGGUUUCGUGGCAUAUGUAUAUUUGGCUGUUUGUGUUCAAAAUAUGUUUGUAACAAUGUAUGGUCGCAAGUCUUCGUUUUGCGAGGUAUGUUUCGUUUGGUUGCCAUUACAAUUUGUGUACUUAGGUGAGAAAAGCAUGGUGGAAGAGGGACCAUGACUUCCUUACACCAGUUACAUCGGCAUUCAGCUGAGAUGUGAAGAAACAUGUCUUUGUGCAAUGUUUGGGAUGUAAGAAAACCGUAACGAAGCGCUACCAAUUAUCGUCUGAUUUAUUCGCAUUAUCUGAUGCGGAAACAGAGUCAAAUUUGUAACCAUGCUGAGUCAUAUUUGUAACCAUGCUUCCAAGUAGUUUGUUAUUGCUUUAGGAGUUUAUUCUGUUGUGUCUCUUGAUGACAACAUUUUUGUUUGUAUGAUAAAGGGGAUUCAUAACUUAGGAUCAUGUCAUUUUUGUGUGCACGACCCAGUUAACAAUAAUACUGGCAGUGCGCGAUAGUUGGUAGCGCUACGUUGGCUGAGCUGAGAUACAUAUCUCACUGACGGAGGGCUAGCCCACGCUUCCAGAGCGCCAUAAUCAUGAGAUUCCUCUUCAAUUGACUUAAUCCCUUAAGACAUACGAACAUCAAUCUUUGUAAGGUUUACAUUGCAAAAAAAGCAACUGGUUAUUUGGAAGGUAAGGAUUAGUGGUGGAUCUAACGGUGAAAAUGUCAAAGUGAUACAUGUAUCCUAUGUCGAAAUAUAUCUUUUUCGAAUGAUUUCUGAUUUCUUCCAUAAGCGCCUCUUUCAAUUGAUUUCUUUAAAAAAGCAAAUAGGCACG
This is a messenger RNA of Branchiostoma floridae (Florida lancelet), 2621 nucleotides long. RefSeq names its product synaptic vesicle membrane protein VAT-1 homolog-like. The transcript is spliced from 8 exons. Bases 218 to 1495 code for a protein of 425 amino acids. Lineage: Eukaryota; Metazoa; Chordata; Leptocardii; Amphioxiformes; Branchiostomatidae. Gene Ontology annotation, molecular function: oxidoreductase activity; zinc ion binding. The record is from RefSeq and is a predicted model, not a curated record.